AUGAAGUUUUCAGCAUUGCUAGCAGUGUAUUCGAGUCUUAUUGGAUGGGCAAGCUGCCACCAGGAACAGAAUGCCCUUUCCAAAGAGCCAAUCGGAGUCGAGAAAAAGCCCACACUAGAGCAAUUGUGGGGUCAGGAGUGGCCGUUUACGGGAAUUCCUACAUUUGCACAUCUCAACACAACCAAGUGUCUCUUGAGUCCAGAAUCAGAGUAUGACAUCGGAAUUAUUGGCGUUCCGUUUGACACGGCAACAUCAUAUCGGCCGGGAGCCCGGUUCGGCCCCCAGGCGAUCAGAUUGGCCUCGCAAAGACAAAAUUCGAUGCGUGGUUUCAACACCAGGGCAGGAAUUAACCCCUACCAGAAUUGGGCAAGCCUGGUUGACUGCGGCGACAUUCCAGUGACACCAAUGGAUAACAAGGUGGCCUUGGACCAGAUGACGGCUGCAUUCGAGGAGCUUCUUUUGAGAAGAAACUCGUCUUUGGGGGAUGCUCAUCCCCCAAGAUAUGUCGCUUUAGGGGGAGAUCACUCGAUCAUUCUUCCACACUUAAGAGCAUUGCACGAGGUGUACGGGAAGAUUGCAGUGAUCCAUUUCGACGCCCAUUUGGACACGUGGACACCGGCGAAAUAUCCCUCUUUCUGGUCCAGUGAGCAGUCGAAAUUCACGCAUGGUUCGAUGCUCUGGAUGGCCAAACAGGAGGGGAUUUUGAGCGAUGAUUACAACGUGCACGUUGGAAUUCGAACGCGGAUUUCCGGUGUUAGCUGGGAGGACUUCGAUGAGGACGAUGACCAAGGCUGGCUCCGGUUUAGUGCCGACGAUGUGUGGGUUGGCGGAAAGCAGUCCUUGGACCAGAUUGUUGCAAGCAUUAAAAAGCGGAUUCCUGCACACUACCCCGUUUACAUCUCUGUGGAUGUCGACUGCAUGGAUCCCGGCUUUACCCCCGGAACGGGGACCAUCGAGCCGGGUGGAAUGAUGCCAAGGGAGGUGAUCUAUCUUCUCAGACACCUCGAUCUUGAUCUUGUUGGUGCCGAUGUGGUUGAAGUUGCCCCAGCGUACGAUCAGGCUGAGAUUACAGCCACAAACGCUGCCCAGGUUGUUUUCGAGCUUGUUACGACGAUGGUCAAGCGUGGUAAGCCUUUACCUGUGAGGGAGGACUGA
This is a messenger RNA of Brettanomyces bruxellensis, 1155 nucleotides long. RefSeq lists its product as uncharacterized. Gene Ontology annotation, molecular function: agmatinase activity; metal ion binding. The transcript has a single exon. The coding region runs from base 1 to 1155 and encodes 384 amino acids. Lineage: Eukaryota; Fungi; Ascomycota; Pichiomycetes; Pichiales; Pichiaceae. The record is from RefSeq and is a predicted model, not a curated record.